Molecule: messenger RNA, 5447 nt
Organism: Pararge aegeria (speckled wood butterfly)
Lineage: Eukaryota; Metazoa; Arthropoda; Insecta; Lepidoptera; Nymphalidae
Exons: 6
Coding region: 115-5274 (1719 amino acids)
Source: RefSeq, a predicted model, not a curated record
CGUUAGCUAAACGUCAAAAGAGGCCUUCAUAAAAUUUUGUUUUCUGACUUUACUAAGAGGAAAUUAUCCGCGAUGUUUACUUCGUUUUAUAUUAAAAAGGUUUAUCGAUAAGCAAUGGAAAUUGAAGAAACGGAAGCUAACGAAGUUUCGGAUUGCGAAGAAUCUCACACUGCAUGCUCCGCAGUUAACAAUUUAAUUUUGGAUUAUUAUAAAAAGUUCGGAAGGAAAAGAGACUUAGAGCAGUUUUUCUCUUUAUCGACAGCUCAAAGUGAAGUGAGAGAUCCGUGUAGUUUAUUUUGGAGAAGAAUGAAAUCGCAGGACGAGUCUUCGGAUUCUUGUGGCAAGAAGAGUGAAUCUUCUACUGAACUUUGCAGGAUUUCCAUCAAAUGCUCUAUUCCAGAGCAAUCUUCUUCGCAGGUUGAACAUUCACGGAUAAAAAGUGACUCUGAAUCUCCUCCUAUAAUUAGUGAGGAGGUCAUCUCAGAGCCUAGAAAUUCUGACAAUGAGUCUGUAAAAUCUGAUGAUGUACAAUCUCAGAAAUCUAUUGAUGGUACAUUAGACACUUCAACAAAUAAGCCCAAUUCACCAACAAGCAGUAUAACUUCUCAACGCAAGCUUGAAUGGGACUCCUUAGCAGAUGUAGGUUAUGCUAAUGAAAGUGACCGAAAGAACUCUGCAUCUAGCUUAAGCACUUUGGAAAGAAUGGCUUUGCAGCAGCAAUAUUCGUAUAAUGACACGAAAAAUAUUGAAAUAGGACCACCUACUGCACAAUCAACUCCGUUGGAGCCAAAUGAAGCUAAGCCGAAAAAUAAAAAAGGUGCUAUAAAAAAAACAACCAAAAUAUAUCAAAAAGAUAUUGAUUCAGUUAAACUGUCUAUUCCACAAAACCCUGAUAAUAAACCACAACCUAUUAAUUUGAAUUUGACUAAGCACAUAUCUUUUAAUGUUGAUGAAAAUGGCAGUGUCCACAUUGAAAAUAUGACAAAAAACCUUUCUUUAAGUCCUGAAAAGGGAUCCUUGGAAGAUAUAAAAGUGACACCACUAAUUAAAAUAGAUAAAGAGAUUCAGACUACAUUGAAUAGAAGUAAAGACAAAUCUUGUAGCUCUGGCGAAAAAGCACAGCAUGCAGUACCUAAAGUUAAAAGACACCCUGUGCUGAUUAGUCUCAACACUUUAAAGAAAAAAACUAAAAAAAAGAAAGUGAGAAGAAUUAAAAGACCGCAGAGUAAGAAGAAACUGAUUGCUAAUAAAGAAAACGUUCCACUGGAGAAAAGUGGGGACCAGUUGUCAGAAGCUGAAAGUUUUGAAUAUAUGCCAGGGCAUAUUUAUAAUCAAAACCACAUGAAUUAUAAUCAACGCAAGAAUAAUGUUGCUGAUAACAAAUCAAGUCUAGAAUCUAGUGGACUAACUACAGAUUCAAGCAAAACCACAAAAUAUUCAUUUACCAAAGACUUAGAAAAGAGCAUAGAUAUUCUUAAAUCUGCUAUUGAUCGUAAAUAUGAAGAUGCCAACUUAAGGAAGUAUCUCAUUAAAGACAUAGUUCAGAGACUAGUUGAAUCAAAAUACAAAAGUGACAAGAGCUCUACCGAAUUUUUAUCAGGGUUGAGCUUCGACAGUAAGAGACUAGGAUUAAGAGAUCACAACUACACUACUACAAGUACCUCUGAUACAAAUAAUACUGCCAAUGAAAUCAAGCAAUCUAAACCAAAGAAAUCUAUUUUACGCAUAGAAAAGUUUAAUACAAAUCCUAUAGCCUCAACAUCUCAAAGUGUUCCUAAUAUACCAAUUUUCACGAAUAAUGAAAAGUCCGCAGAUCUUUCGAAUACUGAUUCUGAUAUUUCAAACAAAAAUAAAGCCUUUUCAGAUUUAGGUGUGGACAAAACAUCUUCAGAGCAAUUGUAUAAAAAGUAUUUAGAAGCAUUAAAAAGAGAACAAGUAUACAAAAGACAUCUAAGAGAUAAAGAAAUGUUCCUAAAGCAUAAGCUAGUUAGUUCAGAUGUUGUUCAUAAUACUGUUCCACAAGUUGACACUAAAACUCAAAAUAGAAUUAAAGACCUAAUGAAAGACUUAAUUCGAAAUAACUAUGAUGAUGGUUCAGGUGAUGCAAGUAAACUUGAAGGCGGGUCAAGUGCUUAUAAUAUAAAUGAAAAAUGUAAUUCAUUAAAAAAACAAAGAAGUCAUUCUGUAUUCACCCUAUCGUCAGGCAACUCUGAAAAUUGUAGUAAAAAUGCACCAUUUGCAAACAAGCAUCAAAUUGAAGCAGGCAGUUCAAGGAUUGAUUCUAAAGUCGAGAAACAUUACUGCUGUUGCCCCCAUCAUGUGUUACAUCCUAAAGUUGGUGUAACAGAUAGUUCAGUGCAGGUUAACAUUCAAUCUUGUAGGGAUCAUGAAUUUCCUUAUCAGAAAGCAACAGAAUGUAUGUGCCAGAAAUUAAAGAUACCUGAAACUGAAACAUCUAAAUGUUUUAAAUGUAAAAGCCCAAGAAAUAAAACACACAUUUUCACUGAUGGUGUAACAGAUGAUUUUAAAUAUGUUUGCCUGUGUACUGAUGAAGGAGUUAUGUCCAAAGAAAUGCCUGAAAAAUUCUUAAUAUACAAAUGUUCUAGAUUGCCUAGCAAAAAUCUAAAAUUAGAGGAUAUAGUAUCAAAAGCGGUAAAUACUGUAAGUGAAAGUUCUAGUAAUUUCACAUCACCUCGACAAAAGAUAUCUUCAUUCAAAGGCAAAGAUUGUGAGAGUAAAUGUUUAAUUAUAAAGGAUAGUAGUAGCUCCAAUAAUCAUACAUCAAAAUCAUCACAAACUAACCUUAAUUUGCCAAUUCUUCUCCCGCAAACAACAAGUCAACAAAGCGUAGGCUCCUCUACUAUAGAAUGUAGAGAAAAUGUGGCAGAUACAUUAGGACGUCAAAAUACAAAAGGAACAUAUUUAUAUGAAGCUACAAGAUGCAUGCAAACUGAAAUCAGUAUCGAUCCAAAAAAAUCAGAUCCUUCGCUAUCUGAUAUAAAUAUAGUUAAUGACGAAAAUUGUGUGGCACUGAUAAGUGAACAAUAUAAAAAAGUUACAAAACCUACUUCAGAAAAAAAUAUCUACACUUUUGAUAAAAAUUGUGUCCAAAUUCAAAGUAGCGAAAGUAGUUUACCAGAAAGUAAACAUAAUUUUCAAACAGAAUUUGAUAAAUGUAUUAGUACAAGUGCCGAAGAAGAAUUUACUACAAUUUUUCCAAAAGUUGACAAAGAAGUUCAACAUAUUCCCGAUAAAAUAGUUAAUUACUAUACAAACACAGUUGAAGAUAAACAAUGUUCAAACAAUUUUACUAUACCAAUACAAGGUACCAAUAUGACGCUUAAAGUUAGUUUAGGUUCUGGGACCAAGACACCGCCAACUAAAACAAAUUCCAAAAACAAUACAUCUUUCACGUCUCAAGGAACAGAGACAACAAAACCCUGUGUUGUUGAAAACGCUACAUCGUUGCAAGAAGAAUGCUCCAAAGCUGUACAGUCUGGAAAUACAAAAAUUUUUGAAGAUUUUUUUCAAAAGUCACCAAGAAGCUCUGUAAGUCGAAAAACAUACAGCGAUAAUUUUGAUUCCCAAGCUAAGAUAAAUGGCAAAACGAAUGUCCCGACUGAUAGUUGCUAUAUUGAAGGCAAAUACAAUACGUAUCCAACUCAGGAUCAAAUGCAUAUUCAAAAACCCCUACUUCGUUCCAAUACCGACCCUAGUAAAAUUGAGAAAGCUUUUCACGUUACAUUUCAUCAACAAACGUUGAAAGACAAAGCGGACCCACCAGAUGGUACUAGAACACCUAUAACACAAUCGGAAGCUGCCACAAAAGCGCAAGAAAAAACUGCUUCUUGUUACUCAGAUUCGUCAUCAAAAUCCACAGAGAUAAAUAAUUCUAAAACUAAAGAAAGCUCGGAUACAGAUAUACAGUUUAAAUCAUCUGGCAGUGAAACUAAUGGUAACACAAAGGUGCAGACAUUUAACGACCCUUUGUUAAAUGUUAUACAAGAUAUAACGAAACGUUAUUCGAAAAAAGAUUUCGAAAAGAGCAAAAGAAAGAAAUGCUUUAAAGAAAUUAUUAAUGUUCUUGGUUAUCUAUUAGAUACUGAAGAAAGUACAGACCAUGAUCAAAACAAAGCAUCUAGCUCAUUUGCUGGCGAUGAUGUUUCCGACUCACGGAAAAAUAUACCUGUAAAAGAAAAUACUGAUUCCAUUCCAGCCAAGAUUUUAGUAGAUAAAGCAGUACAGUUAUCCACUAAAAAGUCUACAUUGCUUAAAACGUGCACUGAGUCGUCAGAUUUCCCUAUAUCGACGGAUUUUCCAAGUACAUCGUCUGACGCUGCCACGUGCAAAGUUUUAAACAAAAUUAAAAGGGAAUGCGAUAAAUAUUACCAAAAACGGUGCAAAUUACAUAUGGGUGGUAAAAAAUGUGAAGACACAAGUAGUACUUCAGUUAAUUGCGAUCAAUGCAGACGCGUCCACUAUUGUUCUUGUAGAGGACACAAAUGCAAAGGUCACAGAACAAAAACCACUGUCGAAAAAACAAAAAAAAAAUGUGUAGCUUACAAUUUGAUCAUCCAAACAUCAGAUAGCGUAGUUAGCGAGGAGAUAAACUGCGGAAGCAAUCGGCGUCAGCUGCAGAAUAUAAUUGUCAAAGUUCCUUCCAAGCGAAAAGUUGAUAAUAUACCUUUUAAGGAAAUGGCUUCUAGAAUUGAGAAAGACAUGUCUCAUUGCAGCCCUCGAUGCAACACGCGGGGUCAUCGAUCAAAAAGUUUGCCCAAUGACAGCGAAAUUUCAAGCACAGACGAAAUCAUUAAGAAGGAUCAAGAUUAUACUGUGCGUGAAUUUUUAGAAAAGAAUCGACCUGACUUUGUAGAGAAAUGCUCUAAUCGGCAAGACUGCUUGAAAUUGAUCAAUAAAACCAGAGCAAACGAACGCGCUACCAAACGUCAACUGUUGUCAUUGCAGCUGGAACGCCAACAAGAAUUGAAUGCUCUUAGCGAAUCAGAUUUAAGAGUUUUUGCUAGAGCACUUGGUGAGGAAAUGAGAAGAAAGAAAGGUGCACCAAAAUUUAUAAGUGAGCGCGAAAUGAAGAAACACUCUGAGAAAAUGUACAAAUCGCUUCCCGAGAUUGUACAGAAAAAAGAAGAAAUCAAAAAGGAGAAUAUUAAGAAAACUAAUUUACUAAUGGCUAACAUAUUUAAAAAGAAUCUCCAAAAGAAAACCCUUCGCGGUGCUAUUAACAUAUCAAAUUACAGUUCAGUUAUAAAGAUUUGACGAAAACGGACUAAAGAUUUGACCACUGAAUUUAGUUUAAUUAUUAUGAAAUUAUCAUAUCCAAGAAAGACAUGUGUUCAAAGAUUGUUAAUCAGUUUUAUGUUAUUUGUUGUUAUAUUGAUGGUAUGAAAUUGUAUAAUGCCUUUGUUUGGAUUUAAUGUAUUCUAUUUAAA